AGACAUUUAGGAGAGAGAGGAAAGAGGGAUUUGGCCGACUUGUCGGACUCUUUCAUGUCACAUUUCUGCCCUGAGGACCUGACCUCUGUCUCCCUUUCUGGAAAAUAACCAGGAAAACUCAAAUGGAAUAUCAGAAAACUCAACUCUGCAAAACAGUUGGAGCAACAUCCCUCCUGCUGCCUGAGAAAGGAGAACUGAGCGAUGACGACUGACGUUUUUUAUUUGUAUCAACUAAAGAAAGUGAAUUGGAGAGGAGGGCAUGGCCUAUCUGACAACUCGAGGAGGACGCACAAGAUUUAUUCAUAUAAUUAUACUGUUAGUGUGUUUUCCUUCUUUGGGGGAAAGGCAAAGAGCAGAGAAUAGAUAAUAGGAGAGGAGAGAAAAGGGGAGGAGAGAGCAGAGAGGAGAGGAGUACAGAGCAGGGAAAGGAGAGGACCAGAGCAGAUAAGAGGGAAAAGAGGGGAAGAAGAGGAGACGAGUGGAGUGGAGGAGAGGAGAGGAGAGGAUGGACGGCAGAUGGGAUCUUAGCGUUAAUGACAUCAGAGUCUCCAAGCAUGAACUCCACUGACCUCUGCAGGAGAAUAGAAUAAGCUCAACUGGCUGUGAAAUCAUGAGCGCUCCCACGUCAGGAGCCCCAAAUAUGGAGGUGAAGGUGGUCUCCCAGGAGAUGGCAUUGCUUAGCAACAUACUGGCAGCUUACACCUUCAUUGCAGACCAACCCGAGAGGACAGCCUUGGUGUUUUUGGGCGGAGUCUGCGUUGGCCUUUUUUUCACCCUCUGCGCCAUCGUCUUCCAGAUACACUGUCGAGCAGACUGUCACUAUGGCAAUAAUAAGCACCCUAACCAUCGCCACAGGAACAAGCAUCAUCAACAUCGCCAUCCCAGCUGUCCCCUCCAUCAGCCCGUUGACAGUAAUCCAGACAACAUGGCUGUUGUUGCCACUGGAGGGACGAGGCCUGCUGGGGACAGCGAAUCAGAGGACUGGGAUGACACGUCCGACCUGUCGUCACGGAGACGCAGACGCUUUGAGAGAGCUCUGCUGCACGCCACCAUGUUCACGUCAGCUGAGGAGCUGGACCGGGCCCAGAGGCUGGAGGAGCGGGAACGGAUUCUCAGAGAGAUCUGGAUGAACGGACAACCCGACAUCAGUACAGUCACUCAAAGCCUCAACAGAUAUUACUGACGGAUAAUCAAACAGGCAGAUAGUCAGAGGGACGAGAAGAUAGACAGGUGAGCUGAUGGAUAAAAGGUGAAAAGUAAACAAAUGGAGAAAAAAAAACAAGGAUAAAAUGAACAAAUCAUCAGAUCGGGAACGCUGUCUGCACUGGACCAAAGAGACUCUUACAGAUCAAACUAUUAGUGGCAGUACUGCCAGGAGCAGUCCCUCCAUUCGGUAAACAACAAGGAAAUCAUAUGAGUUGUGAUGGCUCAGUCCUCAAAUACAGGUUGACACUGUGUUUGGAAGAAGGAAAAAACUAACAAGUAAGCCUAUAGAGACACAGCGGACCUUCAGAGCACGCACUGCAAUGUGGAACUGCUUUUGUUGGGGAUUUUAUAACUUUUCACAUUUUUAACAGGUGCUUUUGAGAAUUCUGGACAUAAAAGGAUGAGGAAUUUAAUGCUCUGAAUUUUUUAAUUGAGCACCUUUAAAGACAAUAGAAGAUACUGGAGAAUGAAAUGGUGAGAGAUGUUGCUCAUGCCAAGAUACAUUUACACAUACUGGUGCUUUUACUGCUGUAAUUCUGCAUCCCCAGAUAGAAAGAAUACUUAAAGGAAGGACACUAAAAUAUGCAAGGUAUAAUCUGAAACGUCUGUUAGUUGCAUGUCGGGUGGAGGCUUAUCAGGUAGGUGUGGUUGCACAAGGCCACAGGACAGCAGGUCAUCAUGUCGGAGUGGGUCAUACUGCCUCUUUCUUUGGCUUCUGCAGUGAGCUGAAAAUUUUUUUAAACUUUUAACUCCAGGAAUUUAAGGAAGCGGUUGCCUGUACAUAAAGUAAAGUCCUGUAUUAAAAUGAAAUAUUGUGGCUCG
Molecule: messenger RNA, 2028 nt
Organism: Cyclopterus lumpus (lumpfish)
Lineage: Eukaryota; Metazoa; Chordata; Actinopteri; Perciformes; Cyclopteridae
Gene: eva1ab
Product: eva-1 homolog A (C. elegans)
Exons: 4
Coding region: 611-1183 (190 amino acids)
Source: RefSeq, a predicted model, not a curated record